GCGCCGAGUGUGCCGUGCCAGUCGGGCGACCAUUUUUGUAAGAGAUCCUGGCAGUUCCAGCUCGCCUCACAGGACGUUUCGCGCGGACGAACGAUCGCGUCGAUGUAGCUCGCGGUGAUUUUGCGCGAGCUACACGCAGCAGGGAAGCCGAGGGAGGCAGCGUUCUCUCGCGUUCCAUCGUCCGCGUCAGCGAGCCACGUGAGAAACGCCGACGGAGGUGUGACACAACGUCGUUCCGCCAACAUGUUGUCGACGUUCCGCCGCCACCGCAAGAUCGCACCGUGCGAAGCACGUUCGGCGGAUAACAAGUGAUACUUGCUCGUGGCCGAGAGAAGUGCGGAGGAACGUGCGAACGGAGUUCCCCCGGGCUUUCCGUGCCAGCGAGCGUGAAUCGCGCGACAAACACAACAUCUGUGUCACGGUCGGCCGCGAUUCGUGUCGCGCAUCGCUGCUGCGGUUUUUACUAUGCGGGCGUUUCGCCGACGGGCUCUCACUAUCGCCGCUGCCCCGUAACACCGUGUUUAAUUGAUAAUUGACGAGGGAAGAAGUUAUCGUUUCGCUGCUCUCGGACUGUGCGAUCGGGAACAACGGGGCGCGACAAUGGCUGCGACCUUCGAUCAGUACGACAAGUCGAGCUGGUACUUUGGUGCCAUGUCGCGGCAGGACGCUUCCGACCUGUUAAUGGGUGAGAAGGAGGGCGGUGUAUUUUUGGUACGGGACAGCACUUCCAUACAUGGUGACUUUGUGCUGUGUGUGAGGGAGGACAGCAAGGUUAGCCACUAUAUCAUCAACAAGAUCCAACAGGGGGAUCAAGUCCGGUAUCGGAUAGGCGAUCAGAUGUUCCCGGACAUUCCCAGCCUUUUGGCCUUUUACAAAUUACACUACUUGGACACCACACCAUUAAUCAGGCCUGCUCUAAAGAAGACGCAGAGGGUAAUCGCAAAGUACGACUUUGAGGGCAACGAUCCAGACGAUCUACCCUUCAGGAAAGGUGAAAUACUCACUGUGGUGUCGAAGGACGAGGAGCAAUGGUGGACGGCUAGAAACAGCCUCGGGCAGAUCGGCUCGGUGCCGGUGCCGUACGUGCAGAAGUACGACGAGGACAGCCACAUGAUAAUCGAGAACAAUUCACGGCCGGAGAGCGGCGGCAGUUCGGGCUCGAACUCGGGCUCGGCCACUCAGGUGCCGCAUGCGGAGACGACGGCCGGCCAGGCGACGGCCGCGACCGUCACGCGAAGAUCGAACAUUCAGAGAACGCUACCGGCAUUCGCGAAAGUGAAACAGGCGAGGGUACCGAACGCGUACGACAAGACCGCGCUGAAGUUGGAAGUAGGUGACAUAAUAAAAGUGACAAAGACUAAUAUCAACGGCCAGUGGGAGGGCGAGCUGCACGGUAAGGUCGGCCACUUUCCGUUCACACACGUAGAAUUCGUAGACAAUGAGACCGGCGAGGACAAUCAGGAGAUUUAACAGAAGUUCUCCAAGUGCGAUGCAUCGUGCGUGUGACAAAGGGGAGAGAAUGGAGAGAGAGGAAGAGAGAAAGAGAGAGAUAGAGAGACUCCUCCUAUAUUAUCAAUUUAGGUUACUAUAAUAACAUCUAUUAUAUGUACCAUCGCGCAGACCGUGCUUACCACAUCGAGGUCCGAACAAUCCACGUUACGUUCGAUACGUCGCACGCUACAAAUGCUGAACAAACCCCAGAUUCUUGUGCAAUACGUCGAGGCAUAGGAGACGCUUAGAGAUUCACACGGUUAGUAUCCCAGCAGUGUGUUAAUAACUUAGUCAACCCCUCUCCCCCCAAUAUUCUUACGUUACACAUCGCUAAUUGCCCAAAGCACGAGCAUAAUUUUUACGAAGUUUUUUUUUAUUAGAUAUAGAUAUGUAAAGUAAAAGUUAUAUAUAUGUUAGCUCGGUCCUUAUUGCGAAUUUUAUUGAAAACCGGGAAAGAAAAAAUCAUGUCUCAGAGAUAUAGAGGAAACACCAGGCGCAAUGAGAUUUUUGUUUUAUUACCUUUUUCUCUCUUUAACGCAGUAUUUAUGUAGAAUGUACAUUCUAGCGCGGUUCCAGUUUACAAUUUUAUAACGAGUUUCAAGUUCUGCGUGUAUGCUCCCAUCCUAUACAUACACACACACAUCAUACACACACACACACAUGUAUUAAUAUAGCGCACUAGUUUAACGCUCACGCGUAGGUUUUUAUUAUUAUUAUUGUUUUAUCGAGGGAUUUAUAUCGAACGUUCCAAACCUGUAGCGGUUGAGCGCACGAAGUUCUCUACUCACGCUCGACGAGAGCAACCCACCCACGGACUUGUUGAUUUUAUGGAGGAUUAUAUUACCGAUAUAUAAUAUAAAACGUAAAUAAGUUAUACAUACAUAUAUAUAUAUACAUAUAUACAUAUAUAUAUAUAUAUAUAUAUCUCUUCGCAUUUCUCUUAUUUAUCGCAAUGCAAGGAAGGGCAUGCUUCUUGUGAAAAGAAACGUCUUGUUAAUAGGUGUACACAUGUACUCUCCUACGGGCUAUAUUAUUCCUGAGGUUGAAAACAGGUAUAUUCCGCGCUGAAUAUACGAUAAAUGUCUUCUAGUCAUACAGUGACUAUGAUAGAGAAAGCAUACUGUGCAUACUUGUCAUUGUUUCGCCGCUGUGUGUUUUACUGACGCUUCCGCGAGCUAUCCGCUUGUCGUUGAGAUAGGUACAACAGGUGGAGAACGACGACACAGAGAGAGCUGGUCCCUCCUCCCGCGAGCUAUACGCAAAGUGUGUCUCUGUUUCAUGGUACAUAUAAUAGUUGUUAGCCAUAGGUUGUGCCACAACUGGAGCAACUGAUCCGUGCUAGAAAUUUGUAUUUAUAUAGAAUGAUGGAAAGGUUAACUGUGUAUCAAAAGCCGAUCAUAGUCGUACGCAGGACGGCCGUCGCCGGUGGUCGUCGUCGGGGAGCCCGCUCUGACACGGAGCGUCGGAUAGAAUUAAUUAAUUUUCACCGGGAUGAGAGAGAAGGAUGCAAUGUCGCCUCCGGUGUGUCCGGUCGGAGAAUGUCCCUCCCCGAUGCUCGACGAUACCAGCCUGUACACUGGGGCUACAUACAAUAAAUUCUCGUACAAUAUAUUGUAGUUAUAUACUGUAAAACAUCCCGAACGAAAAGGAAGCAAGCUUGUACCACAUCGAAAUCAUGUUUUCACGUUGCAUCUUCCCAUCGUCGUAAGUCACGCGAUGUUUCUCGAAAUAUGUUCAGCCCUCUUUUUUUCGCAGAUUCGCGCAUUUGACAUUUCCAUCAUCUCGUUCGUCGUCAUCUCGGUUGCAUAAGUUCUCCGCAAUCUUCCUAGAAAAACACGCAGUAUUACGAUAUAGGCGAAAUUGCUGGUGUGGCUCCAUAUCAGUGAAAUCUCAUGUCCUCUUCGCUUUUCGAUAACUGUGUGAAAACCAAGGAUAAAAUGCAGAAUGGUCCAAUUUCGUACGUAUUCCUUUUUUUCUCACGCUCGUUUCGGUAAUCGCGAGGGUAUGGAUAAGCUGGAUCGACCGACAACAGGCAGUUCUUCGGCAGCAUUACGAGAAUCUAGCCGUGUAGUUUGUAUAAAAUGAGACGAGGUCUGUGGAAAAAUGUGCCAUUAUGUAUAUUUUAUCUUUAAUUACCGAUAUUCCAAUGACAUGGUGCUUGAAUAAAUUUUCAUCGUAAGACACUACAUGUAUAGUGAUAACAGCAUGCAAAUGUCUAAAUAUUAAUUUAUAAGCAAUUUACAUAUAUAUAUUAUAUAUAUAAAAUUGUUACACACAUAUUCAUUCAGAGAAAUUCUCCACCGUGAAUUAAAUCAUCGUCAGUCAUCAUAGCAGCGAUAUCGUGAUAUAAGUCAUACGGCUACGUCAAAACAAUUGCUUCGAUCGUCACUUCUGCGACGUGUACGCAUCGGCCGACAGAGCGACUUCGUUUUGUAUACGUUCACAGGACAUAUACGCGCGACAAAUUUGAAUACGGCAAGAUGUAAUAACGUAUAUUUUUCUAUAAGCAUACGCACACACAUACACACACAUACAAAGACACAUGUACACUUGGUUUCUCACGAAGGCGAAGAUCCGAUUUUCAUAGGUAAAACGAUAGAAUUGAUAAUCUUUUAGGUAAACAUGUAUUUGUGUUGUAAUUUAUAAUAGAACGUGGUAAUGUAACAUUCAAUUAUAGCAUUCAAUAAUAAACGAUUAUUAUGUA
Messenger RNA from Dinoponera quadriceps, 4195 nucleotides. RefSeq names its product adapter molecule Crk (gene Crk). The record is from RefSeq and is a predicted model, not a curated record. The transcript has 3 exons. Gene Ontology annotation, molecular function: protein binding. Lineage: Eukaryota; Metazoa; Arthropoda; Insecta; Hymenoptera; Formicidae. Bases 601 to 1470 code for a protein of 289 amino acids.